AUGGAUUCUGUGAUUCAUUAUCUCGAUCCCAACGCAGUAGCAAGCGUACGCUUUGAUCCUGAUGCGAUAUGGGUAGGCCUCAAUUCUGAUACUGCCCUGAUACCCGACUCCGCGAUUAUCUUCAAGGACCUACCCAAUCCAGGAUGGAGUGUCGAAGAUUUCUCAGACGAGGGCAGGAUCCUGCCUAUGGAUAGUGCCAGGGAUCCGGACUGGUACAGACAGGAACAGCAGUGGGCGCCGUGGACUCCGACUUCCUUUUUGCUCAACGAGAAGCCAUGGUAUGAUGAAUUAGGGACUGCAGUACCAGUCAAGGAGAGAACCGACGGUUGGUGCAUGGCAAAACAACAAAGGGACAUUUGUGUGGUCGACCUCAUACGAGCCCAAGAAUGCGUCCGUGGCAUCGCGGAGUUCGACGAUCGUCUAUCAUGCCGAGCCAAAGUCCCCAAAUUUUUCCCCACCAGCCGCCUCGCAAAGGUCCAUGCAUCACGGAAGCUCGCUCAAAUCGAUGCAGCUCGGGCCAAACGUUCGGUCUUGGAAGCAAUCACAUUCCUUCUGUGGUGGUCAUCAGUAAUGAUCGAUUGGGAAUCCAGAGUCCACGACGCAAUCACAGAGAACGGUAACGCCUUCAUUUCCACCGUAAAAAGCAAACGUGGAGUCCUAUGCGACCUGGAAAGAGAUUGGCCCAGGAUCAACGUCCCCCUGUAUAUUCAAAACAAGAUCCCCUUCUUCUAUAUCUGGAAUUUCGAAGCUCGAGUCGACGCGCGGUUCAGCCGUCUCAAUCCCGCCCUCAACCUAACAUAUUGGGCGACACGUCAAGGGAAACCACUCACGCUAUCGGCAGACAUCAAAGAAGAGGACCUUUCCAAGAUUGCACGGCAAGCCAUCACCCUCGACAACUUCUUCCAGGAUGUCUUCGCUUACUACAAUCCCAUCAACCCCAUCAUCCACCCAACAUUCUCAACCUUCAUCAUCGAUUUCGAAGGCUGGAGGCGCUGCCCUAUCAAUCACACUACAGAACCGGUCGAACAUCUAGUUAAACUCUACUACUAUGGAGUAUUCAAGGAGGACGACGACGAGCGCUACCACACCAUCGUCUUCUGGCAUUGGAGGAAGCGUAAGCCAGCUAACGAAUACCUCAGAUGCCAGUACAAGAUGGGCCUGCCAGGGGAGGAACACGCCACGACAAUCAGAGAGCUAUACAAGUUCGAGUACGCUCCAACAGGCGACACUCUAUUUCACCUCGAGACGGGUCUAAUCGUCGGCAAGCCCACGCUAGAUAGCAAAUCGGCACCAUUGUUACAACGAAUCGGUGACGACACCAUUCUCGCAACAGAACCAGAGAGAAUGGACGAGUCGGUGGACUCCACGGAUGACGACUACGACACCAUCAAGUUCGAAACGGUACCAGACGCCCUCUUUCACCCUCGUGCAAUCAAUAGCCCAGCUGCAUGGAUCAGGCACAACAACGAGAAGUUAGCCAAAGCCCAUCGAAACGCGGAGAACAAUCACACCUCUGGAGGACUGCUGCUUCAGUCACAUUCGCCCAUUAGCUUGAUGGAUCCUUACUUCACAGCUCACGAACGGCCGGAUAUCAUGUUCAGGCGGAUGUUGAGGGACGAUGCGGCUAAAAUAACGUAUACCGAGAGUACAUGGUCCGCCCCUGGCUUCGCUUGGAACGCCGAAUUCCUGGACACAGCUUGUUUAUUCAUCACCGACGUCGAAAGCGAGGCGCGUCUCAGAUACUGGGCAAAUUGUUGGGAUACCAUCACGAACGUUCGACGCCUCCUGACAAUUGCGAUAGAGCAUGGCAUCAAGUUUCACUUAGCCUUGUCCCCUCACCACAUCCGUCAAUUUCGUCCCAGGGUCAUCGACAGCCUCGACCGCAGCUCGGCAGCCUCCCUAUAUGGUACAAGCUUUCAAGAACAGAGCCUUGCCGCUUCCGACAACAUGGUGACUUUCUGCACAGCUUACCUCACUAGGAUGAACGACCUCCUGCGACGCCCACACGCACGAGCAUUUAUUGCAGAAGGGGGCCAAUAUAGCUGGAUCGCUCGAUGUUGGACUGGCACCCGUUUGGUGGAAGAAUUCAUGUCUGGGCCAUCAAUCCAGGUCACUGUGCACAACCGUGGAUUCUACGACUCGGCUUCAGAGAACGCAUCCUACCUUACUCACGACAGCGUUUCCGAUCAAGAGAAGGACGCCCUUCUGGGCUACUGCCCCGGCGUUCACGGAUGCGCCGGACGUUGGUUGUUCCCACCUGCUGACAUUUCACUAGUAGCUGCAUUCUACAUCGAUGCAUUUAUGGCAGCUGCCGUGGCAAAACUUGAUCAGCUACUGUGA
This is a messenger RNA of Laccaria bicolor S238N-H82, 2340 nucleotides long. RefSeq lists its product as uncharacterized. The coding region runs from base 1 to 2340 and encodes 779 amino acids. The record is from RefSeq and is a predicted model, not a curated record. The transcript has a single exon. NCBI's taxonomy places the organism in Eukaryota, Fungi, Basidiomycota, Agaricomycetes, Agaricales, Hydnangiaceae.